Messenger RNA from Bactrocera latifrons, 3596 nucleotides. Its product is annotated as WD repeat-containing protein 20. The coding region runs from base 685 to 3378 and encodes 897 amino acids. The record is from RefSeq and is a predicted model, not a curated record. NCBI's taxonomy places the organism in Eukaryota, Metazoa, Arthropoda, Insecta, Diptera, Tephritidae. Gene Ontology annotation, molecular function: protein binding. The transcript is spliced from 5 exons.
AAAAUAAGAAAAAAUUAGAAUGAAAGUAAAAACGCAAGAAAUCGACGGAAAAUUGUGAAAAAGUGCAAAAAGUUCUAAUUACAAAUAGCGGUGGACUAAGUGAUUACAAUAAAUUAAAUAAUCCAAUUGGUAACCGAAAAUUUACGUCACAUUUGUGUGUAAUAAAAAAUGAGACUUCGUCGUGUGGUCGAUUUUGAAAUUAUAAGAAUGAAAAUGCAUAUAGUGUGAAAAGCGAAAAGAAAAUUCCUCCCAACAACAAAUGCAGCAGUGGCAAAGCAGCUUAUACGGCCGCGCCCCCAAGCCCACUUUCUGCCAGGAAGAAUAGCACUGGUGGUCAUAGUGAUUCCCUUACAAAAGAAAAUUCUUAUAUCGCGUUACAUAUAAAUCGUGAAACAAGUUUAGUUAAUAGCAAAAGUUACGAAUUUUACAAUUACAAAUAAAUAACUUGCAAGUGUAUUAGCAUUCCUUUAUUAUAUUGUGUUGUCGAGUGGUUGUGUGUGAUCAAACGAUUAGAGGAUAGCAAGCCAGUGGCGAGUGCCACAAGAGCUGUGACGACAACGAGUCGGUCGGUGGGUUAAGGUGGAGGAGGUUUGCUAAAAGCACAUUAGCUGAAAACAAUCAGCCGCUUGCGUAGUCGGCUAAUACAACCUUCAGCAAGUCAAAACAAAUAUUAGAUUCAGAGUAAUGGCCGCACAACUCGAUCCGAAUGUCAAGGACGACUUGAAGACUCAGUUCGUGACGCUUGAAGGCACCUACCGGUUACUCACGCUGUCUGAGUACUCCCGUCCAAAUCGUGUUGGCUAUAAUACCAAUCAAAGUUCACCGCAAGUGCGUGUUUCCAUUGUGUCGCUGCCUAAUAAUAACCCGUGUCCAAAUACAAUAAGUGGUACGAGCGGUGGUGGUAGCACCGCUGUAGCUGGCUCUAUAAAUGGCAAUGUGAAUGGUUCUGCAACAAAUAAUUCCAAAGGAAGUGGUGAUGGUUCUGCGAAUGGUAGCAAUGCGUCCGCCACUGGUUCUUUAGUGAAUGGUCAACAACAGGCUGCUUACGGUGUGCCAGCUACCAUGGAUGCGCGACUUGGUGCGGGCAUUUCUAUGCAUACAAUGAUCAACGGUGGAUCGGAUGGACAAAAUGGUCUGGCUAGUCAAAUCUAUGGAGGUGAUAGGAUUUGUUUCAAUUUCGGCAGGGAAUUAUACGUUUAUGCAUUUAGAGGAGUGAAAAAGGGUGCAGAAAUGACCAAACCGAUCGACAAGAAGUUCUAUAAAGGCACCAAUCCGAGUUGUCAUGACUUCAACGCGACCACAGCCACGUCGACUGGCGCGCCACUGCUCGUAGGUUUCACCACAGGGCAAAUCCAGCUUGUCUCCCCACAGCCAGGACCACGUGAGCUACGCAAGCUAUACAAUGAAGAGCGGCUGAUUGACAAGACCAAAGUGACAUGCCUGAAAUGGUUACCGAAUUCACCGAAUUUAUUUUUGGCUUCGCAUGCAUCAGGCAAUCUGUAUUUAUACAACGAGGACCUCCCCUGCACACCGACUGCGCCCAACUAUCAGCCCUUUAAAAUGGGCGACGGCUAUACAAUACUCACCUGCAAAUCGAAAUCGACGCGUAAUCCACUAUACAAAUGGAUAUUCAACACCGAGAAUUGCUGCAUCAACGAGUUUUGCUUCUCGCCAUGUGGUUCCAAUUUGGCCAUCGUCUCGCAGGAUGGCUUCCUGCGUGUCUUUCACUAUGACACCAUGGAAUUGCUGGGCAUAGCGCGUUCCUAUUUCGGUGGCUUUUUGUGUGUGUGUUGGUCGCCAGAUGGCAAAUAUAUUGUGGUCGGCGGUGAAGAUGACCUGGUGACGGUGUGGUCGCUGCACGAACGACGUGUAGUGGCACGCGGUCAAGGUCAUCGUUCAUGGGUAUCCGUGGUGGCAUUUGAUCCCUACACCACAUCGUACACCAACUGGGAUGGCGGUGACUUUUCCGACGACGAAAAUCAAAUGAACGAAUACGGCAUUGGGCGAGAAGCGCGUUUCUCGGCCGAUUCAACGGCCAAUGGCUUCGAUUACAUACCCGGUGUCAGUAGCAUUGCGCAUGAGAAAAACUCCACACCGAAUCAUACACGACAGCGGCCACACUCAGCAUCGUUUCGUUCGGAUGCAUCGUCAUCGGCGGCGCUGGCACCGGACAAACUGGCGAUAAGCUAUCGUCUGGGCUCGGUCAGUCAGGAUACGCAGAUUUGUCUGUGGGACAUAACAGAGGAUGUGCUGAGACACCCAUUGUCUCUGCGUCAACGAGUCAAUAGUGUUAAUUUGAACGAUACUAGUUAUAUGAACGGCGGUAUCGAUGCGGAUGGCAUCAAAGUGAUACGGCCAAUAGCCAUAGGUAAUAUAUCGGCACCUUUCUCACCACCACAACACACCAGCAGUCCAACGAAAGAAACAGUAGCGCCUGAGAACAACAGCAACAGCAGCUCAAGUAAAUUUUCUACAGCGAAUUGUACCAUAUCAUCGCAAUCGUCGAACGCCAACACGCCACCGGAUGAGGCAAUGCCGGCCGGCAGCAAUAUAACAGGGAAUAACAACAAAGCGAACAAUACGAACAAUAAGGCGAAUGCAACAGGUAACUCAAUAAAAUUUCCCAACUGCAUCAGUGCCACCAAAUCGGACUCCAUUGAAGGUAACAACAAGGACACCGCAUCGAGUGUCUCCACGUCCGGCUACAACAGCAAGAACUCGAAUAGUUCCACCAAGUCUUCAGAUUCGAGCGUCUCGGCAUUCAACAGCCUCACGCAGCGCUUUUCGAAUUUCAGCUUUCUUAGCAACUCGGACAAGAAGACGACCUCCUCAAUAACUGGUUCCUUUGAUGCGUCACAAAUUGCGGCGACGCAUCGCACACAUCGCAAGGGCAUGAGUCUGCUCAAGUCCAACAACCAAACGAAUAACAGCAAUCACAACCACCAAACAUAUGGUGCGGGCAGCAGCACGACAGCCAGCGGCAACGACCACAACAAUAGUGGCGGCGGCGGCAUUGGCAGCAGCAGCACGACGGCGCAUAGCUUCGGUUCACUUAAACUGGGCAAAUCCAAUACACAUUCACACAGCUCAUCGCUGAGCGCAGCAUCCAAUGCUGUAGUGGCUUCCUACGAUCCCAUGAAACUGAUCGGCACACCCUCGUGUCCACGCUUCGACGAAUGCCCACUGCUCGAGCCGCUGAUAUGCAAGAAAAUCGCGCACGAGCGACUCUCGGCGUUGAUAUUUCGCGAAGAUUGCUUCCUAACCGCGUGCCAAGAUGGCUUUAUCUACACAUGGGCGCGACCCGGCUAUGCAACCCAAAAUGUACCACAGCAUUUAUCACCAAGUCAAGUGGCGCCUCCCGGUGGUACGGUAAUAUAGUUCGAUAAAAUAAAUAUGAACAACUAUGCACAGAAUCGCAAAAGGAGCAGUCGCAUGUCAUUGGAAACGCCGGAAUAAAUUUACCAACUCAUGCGCGCGCCGGCCCAAGUCACAAAGUGAACGUUGUUGAAAGUGCGUAGAUUUAAACUGGUGUGGCUGGUGUGAAAUUUAUGCAUGCAAAAUACACUUGGAAAGUAAAAAAAGAAAGAAAAUCAGAA